AUGAAGCCAGCAAAGCAUGUGUUAGCCACUAGUAACAAUUUGGCAAGUGUUCCGGAAUUAAAUUCUAAAAAAGGACUACUUAAUUUACCAUUGUCACCUAAACCAAGGGAAAAACAUAAUACAAAAUCAGUACGUGAUAAAAUUGAACCAAUGGUCCCAAGAUCACCACCAAAAGGAGAAUCUGUUGUACGGUAUGCUUUGCCUAUUUUGUCAAGUAAGACAAAGGAUUUAAUACCAGAAGAUGAAAUGAUCAGGAAAAUUACAAAACAUCUGAAGACGGUUGUUUCUACUUUGGAAGAAGCCUAUGGAUUUAAUAUUGAAAAUGGAGUAAAGCCAGUUGUGAAACCUGAAGAUGAAGAAUUAUCUUUAUCUGUUGGGGAUGACAUGCAUUCAUUCGUGACAUUUUGUUCACAAUUUGCAGCUCAGCUAGAAGAAACAGUUAAGGAAGAACGUAAUAUUUUGGAAUCUCUUUUUAAGUGGUUUCAGCGGCAGGUCAAUCAGAUGGAGGAGAUAAGUAAAGAUCAAACUCUUUCAGAAGCAGAGCUUCCAGUACCUGAUAAAACAGUCACUUUAAGCACUUCACAAAUAGUAAGAUGUGUCCAAAAACUUGAAGAACUGAGAAAUCGCUUUAAACAGAAGUCUGCAUACUCCUUGAAAGGUGUAUUGUCUAUACCCUUGGAUAAAGAAAAUCCACCAAAAGCAGUGAAAAGUUAUGAAACUGUAGAGCAGAAAAUUGAAGAAUUCUUAAAAACCCACUCAACUAAGGAAUCUAUAGAUGCUUCUGCAUCUGAACCACAAACUGCUUAUUCUAUGACUGCUCGAUUGAAUGCCAUGUUGAAAAUAUUUGAGAAACAGUCAAAUAUGUUAGAGAGAUCUCUAAAUGAUCAAAGUUUGUUAGAGGCUAAAUACAAACAGAUGAAAACUGAUUUUGAUUUGUUAUCAGAGGAAAAAUUGGUGCUGGAAAAUGAACUACAAAAAUUGAAGGAUACGGAGAAAACAAAACCUAAACAUGACCGAACAAAGAAAGCUUUAAAAAUGGAGAAGAAAAAAGACAAAGGAAAAUUUGAGGAUUCAGAAGAAGGGAUGUCUCCAGACAAGCAACUUAAAAUGAAAGAAGAUUUGCUUCAAGUCCAGAAAGUAGCACGUACUCUGGAAAUUGAGAACAAAGUUCUUCAGGAACAACUGAAACAGGCUUUACAGGAAGUGGAAAAAGCUAAGCAUCAACUUGCCUAUUUCCUAAAUCAAAAGGAGUUACUUAAAAGUGAGGAGAAGACCAAGACAACAAUGGAAGUGGAUAUUAGUAAAAUGAAAAUGAAAGGUGAAGAUUCAAACAAUAUGCCAGUAGAGAAAGAAACAAGAAAAACAAUUGUGUCAGUCUCAGGUGGACAAAAGGCAAAUGAUAAAAUCGAAGAACAUCCACAGACCUCAGUUGUCCAAAAUGGAAGACCAAUUGAAGAAAGCUCAGAGAAGAAAAGAUCUAGCCCUGCUAUUUCAGAUCAUUCACAGAUCCUCAAGUCUCAAGAGAAGUCAGCUAUGUUAGAGAAUUCAAUGGAAGUUUUAGUUUAUGAAGACCUAUCCACUACAUCUCCAUCACAGAACAAUGGUAAAUCAUUGACAAAAAUAUCAUCCAGCAGAGAAAUUCAGAAUUCACUGUCUAUGAGAACAUUGCCUCAAGGGAAUGAAACAGUGACAACAUUCACUUCACUUCCUGCUCUUACUAAAAGAGAAAAGGUUCAUGUUUCAGAAGAGAAAUUACAAACGAAGACUGAAAAUCAAACUUCCCAAGCAGAAAGAGAAUUUCCAGCUUAUGAGGAAGUAUCAGUUGAAAAUAUUAUGCUUAAGAAUAAAGAUUCAGUUUCAAAAAUCCAAAUACAGCAAUUGAAAUUAAGAACUUCUAGGAUGGAUAGACACAGGAUAACAUUUUUAAUAACGUCACAAUCUCCUGAGGACCUGGUUUCAGCUUCAAAAAGCCAAGCUCAAGCUGAGGAUCUUGAAGCUAUCAGAGAUGAGAAUUUUCAUAUGCAUGGUAAAAUGGAGAAACACCUGAAUCUGGUCAAGGAGGAGCUGUUGGCACCUGAGCUGAAUGUCAACAAGGAGUGGGAUGCCCUGCUAUCUCAUGAUGAAGUACCAAAUGAAAAUCUUAAGCUUGAGCAUCGAGAUUCAGUGUCAGAAACCCAACUGAAAGAAAAGAAACAAAGAGCUUCCAGAAUGGAAAUACAUACUACUCCUGAUGAAGUACCAGAUGAAAAUCUUAAGCUUGAGCAACGAGAAUCAAUGUCAAAAGCCAAAUUGCAAGUAAAGAAACAAGAAACUCCUAGAGAGGAGAGAUUCACUACUCAUGAUGAAGAACAGGGUGAAAAUCUUACACUUAAGCAUCAAGACUCAGUGUCAAAACCAGAAAUCCAAGUGAACAAGCAAAUAACUCCCAAAGAGGAAAGACACUCUGUACCAGAUGAAAAUCUUAUGUUUGUGCAUCAAGAUUCAGUGUCAAAACCCCAAACGCAAGAAAAGAAACAAACUUCCCAAGAGAGAAGGCGCAAUACAUUUCCUUCUGAAACCCAGAAAAAGGAUGUAUCACUUGAAAAUCUAUUGCCUGAGGAGAAAAUUUUAUUAUCAAGAAGCCAGUCUCAAACUGAGAAACUUCAACCUGCCAUAAAUGAGAGUCUCAGCAGUAAUGAUGCAGCCUCAGAACUUCCAGAUGCAGCAGAAAAUCUUCCAGAAUUGCAUCCAUCAAUUAGUGACAUAAUAUUUCAAUUAGAUUUAAACAAAGUGGUUGAGACUGAUAUAGAACUCUUGAAAGAUGCUUCUGGAAGACGUUUCUUAAAGAGUGAAUUCAAGACACAAUUAAAACGUAUCCCUGGGGCUGAUAUAGAAGAAUUGACAGAUUCAGCUGGGAGAGAGAUAAUAAAUAAUGAAUUCAAAACACAAUUAAAGACUCCUCUUGAGACUGAUACAGAAAUCUUGGCAGAUGUUAUGGGAAGAGGUAUAACAAAGAUGCCAAUCAAAAAACAAUUACAGAGUCACCCUGAUACUGAUUUAGAACACUUGACAAAUGCUGUUGGAACGGGUAAAAUAACUGGUGAAAUCAAGACACAACAGAAGAGUCACCCUGGUGUGGAUUUACUUAAAAACAAAGAUAUGCCCAUACAACAUCAGGAUAGAAUUUUUGUUAAGCAGAUCGUACCAAGUAAAUUCCCAACAAAAGUGGUCAAUUUAUCACCCUUUGACCAGCAAGGGGAAAGUUAUGAGUACUCACCCUAUGUGACUGAAUCUCCAAAAGCAAUUAAAAAAACAGCAAAGGCUGGUUCAGACAUUUCUAAAUACAACCGUCUUCCUUUACUGAAUAAGAAGCCUUCAGUUGCUCCACAAGCACUAUAUAAUCAUCACCCUGGUACAUUUCCUACAGAUAUUGUUUGA
Cynocephalus volans (Philippine flying lemur) is the source of this 3417-nucleotide messenger RNA. RefSeq names its product coiled-coil domain containing 7 (gene CCDC7). The record is from RefSeq and is a predicted model, not a curated record. The transcript has 34 exons. NCBI's taxonomy places the organism in Eukaryota, Metazoa, Chordata, Mammalia, Dermoptera, Cynocephalidae. Bases 1 to 3417 code for a protein of 1138 amino acids.